Vigna angularis (adzuki bean) is the source of this 822-nucleotide messenger RNA. Its product is annotated as pollen-specific leucine-rich repeat extensin-like protein 3. The record is from RefSeq and is a predicted model, not a curated record. Gene Ontology annotation, molecular function: metal ion binding. The transcript has 3 exons. Bases 105 to 719 code for a protein of 204 amino acids. NCBI's taxonomy places the organism in Eukaryota, Viridiplantae, Streptophyta, Magnoliopsida, Fabales, Fabaceae.
UUGUUAUUCACCAGUUCCUUACUUAACCCUCCUCCAUCCAUUCUUCCCUUUCCCCCUCUCAUUUCCAUACCUUAUUCUCUACACUUCUUUUCCAUCACAUACCCAUGGCUGAGAAGGUGACCGUUAUGAAACUCAAGGUUGAUCUCCAGUGCCACAAAUGCUACAAGAAGGUCAAGAGAAUUCUCUGCAAAUUCCCUCAAAUUCGAGACCAGUUUUAUGACGAGAAGCAUGACAUCGUCACCAUAACUGUGGUAUGCUGUAACCCGGAGAAGCUGAGAGACAAGAUUUGCUGCAAAGGCUGUGGGACUAUCAAAAGCAUUGAAAUCGUCGAACCGCCCAAGCCCAAACCACCCGAGAAGCCUAAGCCUGAAAAACCCACCGAACCGGUGAAGCCAGAGAAGCCGCUGCCGCCUCUGCCGCCUCCAAGGCCGCCGCCGCCUCAUUGUCCGGUGCCGCCGCAUUGUCCGGUGCCACCGCAUUGUCCGCCGCCGCCGCCGCAUUGUCCGCCACCACCGCAUUGUCCGCCGCCGCCAAGGCCGGUUCCGAUCGGAGUAUGUUGUGUACCAUGCUAUGAAGGUCAGGGAGGUGGACCAUGCUUUCAUGGGCCAUGUUAUGUGGUUUGUUGUGGAAGACCUAUUUGCCACAGUUACGGUUGGUGCAGGCCCUGUUGCGAUGAAUAUUUCUGUGAAGAUAACGCCUCUGCCUGCUCAAUUAUGUGAUCGUCCUCUCCAUGAUCACCUUCUGUUUAUUCAUCGAUUCUGUCAUCUGUGUUGUGCCUCUCAUGCAUUCAAUCGUCAACCCAAGGAAUAAUAAUCUUCUUUA